Lucilia sericata (common green bottle fly) is the source of this 2220-nucleotide messenger RNA. RefSeq names its product kelch domain-containing protein 10 homolog (gene slim). The coding region runs from base 389 to 2095 and encodes 568 amino acids. The transcript has 4 exons. The record is from RefSeq and is a predicted model, not a curated record. NCBI's taxonomy places the organism in Eukaryota, Metazoa, Arthropoda, Insecta, Diptera, Calliphoridae. Gene Ontology annotation, molecular function: protein binding. Gene Ontology annotation, biological process: positive regulation of stress-activated MAPK cascade.
AUUUCACUUUAUUUUCAGCUGUAACAGACAAGUGACGUGUUUUGCUUUGUUUACAGAAAAAACAAAAUUUACUUUGAGAAUUUUUCAAUUAAUUUUAAUACUAUUUUUUUGGAAAUUUGAUAAAAAUAAUGAUAAUUGGUGCUAAUUAAUACAAGAGUUAAAAGAAUCAAGUGCUAAAUUAUGAAGGUCAUUGAGUUGGACGACGUGGAGAUAAAUUAUCAAAGACAUUGUCAAUAGUUUCUAUAUUUAUUAUCAUUGCAAGAGAAAAAAAUAAAUUUGUAAAACUAGAAACGUGUUUGGGAGAAACGAAUAAACUACAACAACAACGCUAACCAAGGCAAAUAAGCAAACAUUCAAAUAUUUUAGAGGCUUAAUUAAUCGAAUCAAAAUGGAUCAGGACGAAGGUCAUAUGCAAGGGGAGGAGCAACUAGAACAAGAGAAUUUACUGGAACAUAAUGCUGGAAUAGUACCUCAACAGCAUCAGUAUGAACCAUUACAAAACCUAGCAUUAGAGGAAAUAGGUGCGAACGUGGAAUAUGUUGGAAUGGAUAUCGUUGAUGACAGUUCAAAUGAGAGUGACGAUGAGGACGGCAAUAAUGUUGCUGACGAUGAUGACGACGACGACGAUGAUGAUGAGGAAGAUGAUAUUAGUAAUUAUGAUGAAUUAGAAGAAAUAAUGGAUCAAGAAAGUUGUUCAUCGGAUGAUUAUGACAUAUCAGAUAUGGAUCCAGAGUAUACUGUCCGCAAUUUUAGGCGUAUGCAUAAAAUGUUUAUGAAACGACAACAAGAACUGAAAAAACCUGCAUAUUCUUUUCAACCAUUACGACUUACACAAUGCCUUUAUAAAAGUCGGCACGAUUCAUGGGCGUAUCCGAUAGCACGCAGUGGACAUCGUAUAAUUGCUUCUGAAUCUCAUCUUUAUUCGUUGGGCGGUUAUAAUCCAAAGACAAGAACAAAUGCCAUGCGUCGCGGUGCAUGCAUGUUAUUUCAAGAAUUGUGGGCUUAUAACUUUGCUACAAACCGUUGGAAGCUUCUACAAAAUGGCGAUAAUUGUGAUAUGCCAAGAGAACUGGCUUCAAAUGCUCUUGCCAUCUAUAAUAAUGUUUUGAUUUCACAUGGGGGUACUGGAUACCCAUUCGGAGAAACAUGCUCAAAUGACUGCUAUGUUUAUACAACUGGAGAAAAUCCACAGGUUAUGCUUCUAAAAGUAACUGGUGAUUUACCUGCUGCCCAGUAUGGCCCAGGAAUAGUGAUACAUAAGGAUUUUCUCUAUACAAUUGGUGGAACAACAGGUUUCGACUAUUCGUGUGAUGUCUAUCGUCUUAACUUAAUAACUAAAGUCUGGGAAAAUGUUUAUAUAUGCCGACCCGAAAUGCGGGAUGAUCCUGAGGGUCGGUAUAGACAUGAAGUUGUUUACGAUGGUUGUCAUAUUUACGUGUUAGGUGGUGGGACUGCGCACACUGUUUAUGAUUUGCAACGUAUACCUGCUUUUAAUUUGGAAACCAAUCGUUGGGAUUAUUUUGAAACAUUGCCAGAUCGGAGUGCUUCAACAUCGGACGAUCCGGGCUAUCCAAAGGCUCGGAAGUGUCUCUCCUGCGUACAACAUACAUUAUCAAAUGGAGAUAUAGAGGCUUUCAUUACUGGCGGCUUACAGGGAGAUUUCACUACAUACUUUAAUGACAUAUGGAAACUAAACCUUCGUACUAAACAAUGGUAUAAAAUACAUAGCGCCUCCCUUCCACGUCCACUUUAUUUCCAUUCCGCAGCACAUGCUGGGAAUGGUUGUAUGUACAUUUUUGGCGGAAUAGAAUACAGCGAGAAAGACAUGUGUCGUCGUAAUGAUCUCUUUAAAAUGUGGAUGACUAUACCAAAGCUUAGUGAAAUUUGUUGGGAUGCCAUUACUUAUUACAACUCUAAUCUACAUUAUUUCGAUCGCAGUACUUUACUUCGUGCAGGCAUACCAGACCGUUUAUUAAAUCGUUUGCCACCUUUUCAACAACGAAUGCGAAAACAUAUGUCGGAUGAGUCGGAUGAACCAUCGCCAUCCUCAUUAAUUAGUGCUAUAUCUAAAAGAAUGCGUUCUCACAUUGAGUAGAUUUUUCACCGUCGUGAAUCGAUUAGUAUUUUUAAUUUUGUUUGAAGUUAUUUAUGGGUCGUUUGCCAUCUGUUUUAUAAUAAAUUACUAUUACUAUUUUUUUAAUAAUUUACAUACAAAUUAAA